Magallana angulata is the source of this 1226-nucleotide messenger RNA. RefSeq lists its product as uncharacterized. NCBI's taxonomy places the organism in Eukaryota, Metazoa, Mollusca, Bivalvia, Ostreida, Ostreidae. The coding region runs from base 157 to 1203 and encodes 348 amino acids. The transcript has a single exon. The record is from RefSeq and is a predicted model, not a curated record.
AUCAAAGUGAACGGACAAUAUUUUUCCUUUUUUAUAAAAUUUCGUAAUUUGAGCUUUAAUGACUUUGCGCGCGAAAAUUAGUGAGAACAUCAUGAAUUGCUGACGUCAUUAUAGUACGCAUUUACAUCAUCAGUCAAAGCAGAAGAUUUUAACGAAAUGCCGAAGAGAAAAACACAGAGCAGCGAGAGCCAACCCUAUCAACCUCGGAAACGAGCAGGGAAGCAACCGCCUCUCCUAGAGCCUCCUUCAGCCCCUUCGACUACUGAUUAUCCUGAAGUUCAGAUGAAUCUGGCACCUGAACUGCCCCAGUCCAUCCCUGGUCCUUCUUACACACUUGGUGCACAGGAAACUCCCCCUGUGGAGCCGCUACCUCCUCACCAACUGCAAGACUUGGCGGAGCGGAUAUCCACCAUCUUAAAAGACAGAGGGAGUCCUCAGUCGCAGGAAGAAGGUACAUCUCAGUCUGGUUCUGAACUUUCGAAUGCACGUGUAGCCAGUUACGAUAAUGAACUGGGACAUAAUGUACCCAACAAUGUCAAAAUUAAAAUUGCUAAUGGGGAAUAUGUUAAUUUGGCAUCUUUGAUUAACAAUAGAACCGAAACUGACCCAAAUGAUGAUACAAAGUAUUUCUCACUUCAAAAUGGCAGCUUGGCUCUAUCUGCUAAAUCCAAAUUAAGACCCAUCACUGAUAUUCAGGUCUGGACGGAUGCUUUCCUUGUUUAUGCAUCUAUCUUUGCUUUGGCUCAUCCCACAGAAACUUCAGGCCUGUUUAAAAAUAUUCACACAAUACGGCUUGGGGCAAAUCGGGUCAAUGGUUUGGGGUGGCGCGAUUAUGACAUCCAAUUCAGACUUAAGAAAGAGUGCAAUCCUUCAAUGGCAUUUGCUAUAGUGGAUCAGGAGCUAUGGCUGCUUUACAUGUACAACAGCGCACCUUCCCCACAACAUUUGGUAAACCAACCCCAGCCUCUGAAAUGCUAUAAUUUUAAUUACAGGGGCGCAUGUUCAAGGCAAAACUGUCUUUAUAGCCAUUUGUGUAUAUUAUGCUCACAGCCCCACCCAUACACAAUGUGUAGAAACACUACUCGAAAUUCCUUGAAUUUUAGAUCUGGAAACUUCCAAUCAACCUGGCGUCCUCAGUCAACAGUUAAACCAGCCACAAACAGUAACAGAAUCCCCCUUCCCUUGCAUGCUAGACGUCAGUAAUGUUGCUUGCACUCCCAUUAAAG